CCUUGUGUUAUGUAUGAUAUCCUUAAUAUUCAUGUAGCUCUUUUAUAUCAGUGUACUACUGAUCUAGAUGAAACAUCUAAAUAAGAUAAGUUCAGUUUUUAUCCGCCAUGUUUGGAAAACAUUGUAACUUUUUUAUCUCGCAAUUGUUUUAAUCGUUAAUAAAUGUAAUCGCGAUCGAAAGUAAAUUCGCGACGUUUUAUUUCUACCGGAAAACUCCCACAUACACGACAAAUUUGGUGUCAGAAGUGGGAUCGUCGAGUUUUCGCCGCGGUUCGAAAUCGAAAGUACGGACAAAACGCAUUCUUCCCCACGAGAUGCAAAAUGGCGCACGAGAACGCCGAACUGCUAGGCCAGCUCUCAGCGAUGAUUGCCGAUGCACUCAGGGCCUCGAUCGGAAGCGUCAUUCAACAAGUGAACAAUGGAGCCCAAAACGCAACGAAUAGCACUGCCGCUCCCAUUCCGAAAAUCCCUGCUUUUUCGAUGUCCGAGUACCGUCCUUCAGAUGAAUCAUCCGUAGCCGAUUAUUUUAGUCGAUUUAAGUGGGCAUUGGAGCUAAGCCAGAUACCCCAGGCUCAGUAUGCCAACUACGCCCGAGUUCAUAUGGGAGCGGAGCUGAACAGUGCUUUGAAGUUCUUGGUGAGCCCGGAAGAUCCAGCGGACAUCGAAUUCGACGAGCUGCAGACGACGUUGAUCAACCACUUCGAUCGGAAGAAGAACAAAUACGUCGAAAGCAUCAAAUUUAGGCAGAUAAUUCAGCAAAAGGGCGAAUCGGUGGCACAGUUUGUCCUGCGAUUGAGGCAAGGUGCUGCGGACUGCGAAUACGGAGAUUUUCUGGACCGUAUGUUGACUGAGCAACUCCUGCACGGUCUGGAAGCUCGUGAGAUGUGCGACGAAAUUAUAGCGAAGGAGCCAGCUACAUUCAAAGAAGCCUACGAGAUUGCCUACACCCUCGAAGCGACCCGCAAUACGGCGCGGGAAGUGAAUACCGGUGCAACAUCCGCAGUGCCGGAAGGAGCUAAUAAAUUGGGAUGCGAAAGCUUGAGGACAAGAAAGAAGUCGACGUUCAACCAACCGAAGAAUUCCCGUAGUGAUCAACGAACGAGCAAUCAGUUCACCAACGAAGCAGGACCUUGUAAAGGAUGCGGAGGACAGCACCUUCGCAGUCAGUGUCGCUUUCGCGAUGUUAGAUGCCACAACUGCAACAUCAAGGGACACAUUGCCAAAGUGUGUCGGUCGAGAUCAGCUUAUCAGGAGGCAUCAACUGAUCAGGUGGAAUCACAGGAGCUACCCCCAACGGAAAUCGACAUCGUGCAGUCGCUGAGCCAAGUCCACGACAUAGCAUCCACGGGAAAGAAGAUGGUCGACGUUCAAAUCGACGGCCGUGCCUUACGCAUGGAACUGGACACUGGAGCGCCCUGCGGAAUAAUCGCCGAAUCCAAACUACGACACAUCAAGCCGAAUUACUCGUUAUCGAAAACGGACAGACAGUUUUCGAGCUACACCGGGCAUCCUAUCAAUUGCCUAGGACGUAUUCCGGUGAAUGUAACUGUUGGAACUACAAACCGCCGGUUGAAUCUAUAUGUCGUAGCCGGGGAGUCUGACUCACUCUUCGGUCGUGAGUGGAUUUCUCAAUUCGUUGAUCAGAUCAACUUGAAUCGGCUGUUUUCUGAACCGGUCAACUCGAUCAGCAACUCUGGCCUGACAGCGGACCAAACUACUCGUCUCACGGCUCUGCUAGAUAGCUUCGAAGAUGUGUUUAGCGAUGUUCCAGGGAAAUUGGUUGGCCCCCCAGCCAAGGUUCAUCUGAAACCUAAUGUAUCUCCUGUUUUUGUGAAGGCCCGAGAUGUGCCUCAUGCGCUGCGUGAACGAUACGCAGCUGAAAUCGACAAAAAACUGGCGUCAGGAUUCUUCAAGCGAGUGGAAUACUCCGAGUGGUCAUCCCCAACCCACAUCGUCGUUAAGAAAAAUGGAGAUUUGCGGAUCACCGGAAACUACAAACCGACCAUCAACCCAAGAAUGGUAGUAGACGAACAUCCCAUACCGAAAAUAGAAACGAUUUUCAAUAAAAUGAACGGUGCUACAAUGUUUUGUCAUCUGGACGUGACCGACGCCUAUACUCACCUGCCAAUCGACGAGGAGUUCAGUCACACACUGACUCUGAACACAGCGACACACGGGCUCAUCAGGCCCAUCCGAGCCGUAUACGGAGCGGCAAACAUCCCUGCAAUUUGGCAACGCCGCAUGGAGUCAGUCCUCCAAGGGUUGGACGAUGUCGUCGUCAGCUUCUAUGAUGAUAUCAUCGUGUUCGCAAAAGAUUUUGAAAGUUUGCUUCAAGCGCUGAGGGUCACACUGGACAGGUUGAGACGUAGUGGAUUGCACCUGAACCGAGCGAAAUGCGUUUUCGCUACAUCAUCCCUUGAUUGUUUGGGUCACAAGAUAGAUCGUCAUGGAUUGCACAAAUCGGACAAGCACGUUGAAGCCAUUCGUGAUGCACCUCGCCCGGCGACACCGGAGGAACUGCAGCUUUUCCUAGCUGAUUCAUUCGAUUGGUCACCCGAGGCCGAUCAGGCCUAUUUGGACCUGAAGGAAGUGUUGACAUCGCCCCAGGUUCUAAUGCAGUACGAUCCUACACUACCGCUGGUUCUGGCUACGGAUGCUAGCAAAACCGGUCUUGGGGCCGUGUUAUCACACCGCUUGAACGACGGAUUGGAACGACCGAUUGCUUAUGCUAGCACAACCAUGUCGGCUACAGAACAACGAUACCCCCAAAUAGACAAGGAGGCACUCGCUAUAGUGUGGGCGGUGAAGAAAUUCUUCCACUAUUUGUACGCCAGAAAGUUCACUCUAAUCACGGAUCACAAGCCGCUGUCACAGAUCCUGCACCCUGAAAAAUCACUUCCUUCGUUGUGUAUCAGUCGGAUGGCGAAUUACGCAGAUUAUCUGGCACAUUUUGACUUCGACAUAGUGUACAAGCCGACAAAGCAGCAUACGAACGCCGAUUAUUGCUCCCGCAUACCCAGCAAGCCGAUGCCAUCCGAAAUCAACAGCCUUAACUUGCAGGAAGGAGGAAGUAUGGUGGACGAAUUCGACGGUUUUGCCCUACAUCAAAUUCAGCAGCUACCUGUUCGAGCGGAACAUAUUGCCCGGGAAACGCGUAGAGAUAAGCAUCUUGGGGAAAUCGUUCAAGCACUGGAAAUGGGACGCAACCUCUCGAAAUGUGGAUACAAGUCCCCCGAAGAUAAGUACACUCUAGCAGCGAAUUGCCUACACUUCGAACACCGAGUAGUCAUCCCACCGUCCCUCAGACAGCCGAUUUUGAACGACCUACAUACUGCUCACCUGGGUGUCGUUAAAAUGAAGAGUCUGGCACGGUCUUUCGUCUACUGGCCAGGUAUCGACUCGGACAUAGAGAAAACCGUCCGAUCCUGCUGUGACUGUGCCCGAGAAGCACCGGCACCUCCAAAAUUCAACCGACAUCACUGGGAGUAUCCGAAGGGCCCGUGGGAGCGUGUUCAUAUUGAUUACGCGGGUCCGGUGGCAGAUAUGAUGCUUCUCAUAAUCGUCGAUGCCUACAGCAAGUGGGUUGAAGUUAAGGUUACUCCUACAUCAACAACAACUGCAACGAUCGGUAUUCUCGAUGAACUUUUUUCGGCCUACGGAGCACCGACAACGCUGGUUUCGGACAACGGCCCGCAGUUUACCGCUGCGGAAUUCAAGCACUUUCUUCAGGUGAGUGGAGUUAAAUAUCACAAGCUGUCUGCACCCUAUCAUCCGGCCACCAAUGGCCAAGCAGAGCGAUACGUCCAAACUGUGAAGCAGGCUCUCAAGUCCAUGGGCACCACUCGGAACACAUUGAAGAGAGACAUCAACGAGUUUCUUCGACAAUAUCGGAAGGCGGCUCACUCCGAAACUGCUGAGUCACCCGCCAAGCUGUUCCUGGGACGCAAUAUACGGACGCGACUGGAUUUGGUGAGACCACUGGAUAUCAGCUCAAGAAUCACGGAAAAGCAACAGGCGAAUUUCGACCCGUUGUUUCGAUCUUUCACUCCCGGGCAGAAGAUCUAUUUUCUCUCCGGAAAUUCGCGGAUGGAUAAAUGGAUUUCUGGAACUAUUUCCGAAUGUUUGGGAGAUUUGCACUAUAAGAUCGACUAUCGCGGAAAACAAAUCAAGCGACACGUUGAUCAAAUCCGACCAGUGACAAUGAUCAAAACAACGGACCACCACCCACUCCACCCACUGCAAAACCAAAGUCAUUGCGAGAGGAAGGUCAGCCGCUGCCACGGGUGCGUUAUCAUGGAAAUACGAUGACGUCACAGAACCAGUCAUCCGAUUCGGUGGUCAGCGACUCGCGAGGCGGCUUGGUCAGCGAUGAAUCUUCGAUGGUACAUGAUUCUUCAGGUGGCACUUUUUCAACACCGUGUGCUUCUCCAGACAUACAGUCGAGACAAUCAGAUCCCCUUGCCCUGCGCCGUUCGGAGAGGCUUCGCCGGCCUCCGUUGAGGUUCUCCCCGUAGAGGGGAAGAAAUGUUAUGUAUGAUAUCCUUAAUAUUCAUGUAGCUCUUUUAUAUCAGUGUACUACUGAUCUAGAUGAAACAUCUAAAUAAGAUAAGUUCAGUUAUU
Messenger RNA from Aedes albopictus (Asian tiger mosquito), 4620 nucleotides. RefSeq lists its product as uncharacterized. Bases 322 to 4308 code for a protein of 1328 amino acids. Lineage: Eukaryota; Metazoa; Arthropoda; Insecta; Diptera; Culicidae. Gene Ontology annotation, biological process: DNA integration. The record is from RefSeq and is a predicted model, not a curated record. Gene Ontology annotation, molecular function: nucleic acid binding. The transcript is spliced from 2 exons.